This is a messenger RNA of Nothobranchius furzeri (turquoise killifish), 4516 nucleotides long. RefSeq names its product WT1 transcription factor a (gene wt1a). NCBI's taxonomy places the organism in Eukaryota, Metazoa, Chordata, Actinopteri, Cyprinodontiformes, Nothobranchiidae. Gene Ontology annotation, molecular function: RNA polymerase II cis-regulatory region sequence-specific DNA binding; DNA-binding transcription factor activity, RNA polymerase II-specific. The record is from RefSeq and is a predicted model, not a curated record. Gene Ontology annotation, biological process: regulation of transcription by RNA polymerase II; negative regulation of apoptotic process; negative regulation of cell population proliferation. Gene Ontology annotation, cellular component: nucleus.
CCCUCCUCCACUCCUCUUCAUCCAUUCACAGAGGAAGCUCGGAGCGGACCAUCUCCUCCUCCCUGAAUGGACUUUUGGAGCCAGAGCUGACUUUUUGCUGCUUCUGCUGCUGCGGAUGGGAGCUGGAGACCACAUCUGACCUUCUGUUGCUGAUGAGAAAACUGAUCUCCAGUCAGUUUGCCAUGACCUUUUGCUGGACCAGCUGCUGUUUGCUGUGGUGAACAGCUGAUCGGAGAAGAACUUUGGUCUGUGAGGGAGACUUUGAGUUUGUGAAGGACUCAGAAGGUGCAGUGGCUCACUCAGGCAGGAGCGUGGAAGGGUUCUCUCCCUGGACCACCAUGAGUUCAGAGGUACGUGACCUGAACUCCCUGCUGCCCCCGCUCCCAGCAGGCCCCAGUCCCGGCUGCCCGGCACUGCCCGUCACCACGGCCCCUCAGUGGACUCCCGUCCUGGACUUCCACCCCUCCGCCUCUCCUUACUCCUCGCUGGCUGCUCCCCACACCUCCCUGGGGCCUCACUCCUUCAUCAAACAGGAGCCCAGCUGGGGAAGCACAGGAGACCCCCACCUCCACGACACAGACCCUCACUGUGGCCUCAGCGCCUUCACCGUGCACUUCUCGGGGCAGUUCACCGGCACCGGUGCCUGCAGGUACGGGGCAGCGUUUGGGGCACCCCCUCCUACACCCACAGCUUCCAGCCAGCCUCCAUCAGUGGCUGCUCCCCACCACCACCAGCCCCCCAGCAGGAUGUUCAGCAACCCGUCGUACCUGGGCAGCUGCAUGGACACGCAGCCGGUGGCCCGGAACCAGACAGGCUACAGCACGGUUGCAUUCGAUGGAGCCGGUAAUUACGGCCACCCUCCUACACACCACAGCUCCCAGUUCUCCAGCCACUCCUUCAAACACGAAGACGCGCUCGCCCAGCAGAGCACGAUGGCUGAGCAGCAGUAUCCCGUUCCUCCUCCGGUUUAUGGAUGCCACACUCCUUCAGACGGCUGCACCAGCAGCCAGGCUCUGCUGCUGAGGAACCCCUACAACAACGGUGACAAUUUAUAUCAAAUGACCUCUCAGUUGGAGUGUGUGGCAUGGAAUCCUGUCAAUACUCUGGCAUCCACCAUAAAGAGCCAUGCAGCGGGCUACGACAGUGACCCCAGCACCCCGAUGGUGUACAGCUGCAGCACACAGUACCGCAUACACACUCAUGGAGUCUUCAGGGGCAUUCAGGACGUGCGACGGGUUCCCAGCAUCACCCCGGCCAUCGUUCGAUCAGAGGGCAGUGAAAAGCGUCCGUUCAUGUGCGCUUACCCAGGAUGCAACAAGCGCUACUUCAAACUGUCUCACCUGCAGAUGCACGGCCGCAAGCACACAGGGGAAAAGCCCUACCAGUGUGAGUUCACAGACUGCGGCCGCAGAUUUUCUCGCUCCGACCAACUGAAGAGACACCAGAGGAGACACACAGGAGUUAGACCAUUCGAAUGCGAGACGUGUCAGAGAAAGUUCUCUCGGUCUGACCACCUUAAGACACACACACGGACUCAUACAGGUAAAACAAGUGAGAAGCCGUUUAACUGUCGGUGGCCGAACUGUCAGAAGAAGUUUGCCCGAAGCGAUGAGCUGGUGCGACACCACAACAUGCACCAGAGGAACCUCACCAAGCUGCAGCUUUCCAUCUGAGACCAGUUACACACAUUUUAUCUGUCUGUGCUUUAAUGUUUGGUCAACAGACUCCAAAGAGUCCAGUUCAGUUCUGAUAUGAAAGCCGAAUCACCCGAAGUUUCUGCAAACCGGUUUGACGUUUUACACCCUCUAGCGUGGAAAAGGCGUCUUUUAGCGUGGGCUCUGUGGGUUAUCAGCCGCUCAGGGUGUGAAUAUGUGGAGGCUGGAAUCAGAAACAAGAAUAAAAGUUUCCUGUUUGAAUCCUGAGAGAAAGAUCCCAGCAGGAACAUCUGGAGUACCGUAAUAUACAUGUAUACACACUAGUAUUCCAAAUCGAGUGCCCCAUUCCCAAAAAACUACAUCAAAUUACAUUAAAUGUUCCAAAAAUAGACAACUCUGUUUUCUUAAUCCAUAAUGAAACCACUUGACAGUCAUUUGAAAAGCUCAAAACGAACUUUUAAUGUACAUUAAAUCGUGUGUGCACCAAUUUAGUUGAUUAUUAUCUCUGUGGUCAUUCUGCUGUAGCUUAUAAAGUAAAAAGAAUAUUUUUUCCCCCAAGCACAUCUCUAUCAUGAUUCUGAAAUAUUUAGCAAAUACUCUCAGUUCUGCACCUGGGUGACAAGUGUGCAAGAUUUUAAACUUUACAGAAGUCACAAUGACGCACCAGAGUCUGCUGCUGCAGAAGAUGUAGGUGCAGUAGUAGAAAAACCAUGUUUCAUUUUCAAAAUGGCCUCUUUGCUCAUGUUUGCUCCUGUUUGGAACCAAAUUCCUGCUUGGAAAAGAUCCCGGUUUACUCUGAAAGUGGCUCCUUCACCGUCCUGCAAGCUAAAAGAAAAUGUAAAACUUGCUCACAUCUUGGGUUUGCAGAAACGUUGAUUUCUAGAAGGCUGAUUUUAAUAUUGCAGUUUGUAGAAAACAACAGACGUUGUUUUGUUUUUUACUGAGGAGAGAUUUCAAGAAAAGACCAAAACCAACAAUUAAAAAAAAAAAACAAAUUUUCACCUGACUGAUGCUGAAUCAUCUGGUCAGGUGCCACAAGAGUUAAUCACACCUUAAAGUCAUUCUUAUCAUCUGAAUGAAACAUUUAGGAAGUGGAAAUGCGCAGGAAACCGUUUCUGUUUGCCACCUGCAGCAAACAUUCAGACAGCACUAACGUGUUUUACUUAGGAUGAUUCAAUCCAGUUCUAAUCCAAGUCUAAGCAUCAAAUUGGAGGUUUUUAGACAAAACUAUAAAUAAUAAUAAUAAUUAUUAUUAUUAUUAUAAAUUGUAAACUAAUGUGAUUUUAUGAAUUGUUCAAAUAAAAACAGCGUGUGUUUAUUUUUUCCAACAAACAGAAAAAAAAGCUCUGGGUCUAAUAACCCUGAAGAUAAUCUCAUUUAUCUCUAAAUAAACACGAUUUUCUUUUAGGCGUGACCGACCGCAACAGCGGCUCAAAGUGAUUAGACACAGCAGAUUUUAGCUGGUAGCACUCCUUGCAGAAGGUUGCCGGUUCAAAUCCAGGCAGCGGCCUUUCUGUGUAGAGUUGAGUAGUUCUUCGAGUGGCUUUUUCUCUGAGUGCUCUGGUUUUCCUCCACAAACAAAAUACCACCUUAACUUAACCGGAGGCGAAUGGUGUGAGGGUGUGGCUGCUGUUCUGUCUCUGUGUGUCCUUGCGUUGGACCGGAGACCCGUCCAGGGUGUCCCCUGCCUCUCACCUGAUGACUGAAAUAGGCACCAGGUCCUCGUGACCCCGCCGAGGAACCGUGGUCUGGAACCCCCCCCCCCCCCCCCCCCCCCCCCCCAAGACUGCAGGGGGUCCCCACUAUUAUUGUCUGAGAUUGUGAGUUUACGAAGAUUAUAUUUCUAAAAUUGACAUUUCUAAAAUCCUAAUAACACACCCGACAGUAUAAUCAAGACUCUGUGUGUCUGUUUAAAGUUUGUAAUUAAUCACAUCAGAUGUGUGUGUGUGUGUGUGUGUGUGUGUGUGUAUGGGGGGGGGGCUCUUGGACACAAGCAGUUGGGAACCACUGGUUUAGACGAUCGGUGACUGAGAUUUUUACAGUUUUACGCAGAAGCUCGAGCUGAUUGGCUAAGUCUAAUUUAGCUUUUUGGGGUCUUUUCUCGAGUUUCCUGGGCAGCAAAAAAAAAUCCAUGAAUUUGUCAUUUUCAGGUCAACCUGUAAACUUUCACUCACGGAAAAAAUUUUCAAAACAGCAAAAGUGACUCUAAAUCAUGCCGUUGCUGACAUCAGCCAGCGUUGAGCUCCAACGUCAUCACCUGUCCGCAUCAGCACCUUUUCAUCUGAUGUAAAUAUUUUUAAUGUGGAACUACUUUGGGGAAGGUUAUUUAUUAUCUCAGCCAUUACUUUCACUGGAAUAAUUUAAAAGGCAAAGAGAUAUGAUUCUGUUUCUGUGAUCUUUGCCUUUCUUUUACAUUUUCAGCUAUGCUUUUAUUCUGAAAAAUGGAGCUGGGGAGCUCCGUGUACAAAGCAAACCUGAAAAGCUUUUAGGGUUCUUAAAGAAGCUGUGUCUUUUAGUUUUUAUUGGUCGUGAGUGUCUUUGUUGUGUGUAAAUAUUGCUGAUCUGUUGUUUUUAAGCUUCAGCGUCUCUGCGGGGUCACGGCUCUGCAGCUGCGCUCAAGAUGUAAAUAAUAUCUCAUCACCAUGGAAACUCAACUCCCUCCAUGGAGAAUCAUGGAAUUUAAUUGAUAUAUUUGAGUCUUUUUUCUGUUUUCAUAUUUCUUUUUUAAUUUUCUCCGAUGUGUUUGAAUAUUUGAGCUACAAAACAACGACAUCAGUGACACGUUUCGCACUUAAAGUGUGAGAAAUGUUGGUUUUAUUCUGUUUAUGUGACUGUUUUACAGUAAAAAGCUCCUCUUUGCA